Patiria miniata (bat star) is the source of this 2909-nucleotide messenger RNA. Its product is annotated as E3 ubiquitin-protein ligase TRIM56-like. NCBI's taxonomy places the organism in Eukaryota, Metazoa, Echinodermata, Asteroidea, Valvatida, Asterinidae. The coding region runs from base 108 to 2027 and encodes 639 amino acids. Gene Ontology annotation, molecular function: zinc ion binding; ubiquitin-protein transferase activity. Gene Ontology annotation, biological process: positive regulation of DNA-templated transcription. Gene Ontology annotation, cellular component: chromatin; nucleoplasm. The record is from RefSeq and is a predicted model, not a curated record. The transcript is spliced from 3 exons.
UGAGUGCUAAUGGAGCCUGAAAAUUAUCAACCUAAAGACUCGCUUCUUUCGACUCAACGGAAACAUCAUUUUACCAUCCAAACAGGGAACGUCGGAUAAAUACAGAAAUGGCGACUGGACCUGCAGUAAGCUCAGCUCUAGAGACGAUCAGCAGACAUCAUCUUGAGUGCAGCAUAUGUCAAGAGAGAUAUCAACAGCCCAAGAUACUGGAAUGCCUACAUAGCUUUUGUGCGCAAUGUCUGCUGAAAUACUGCAGCACGAAGCAUCAGGGUGCUGCAGAAAUUCCUUGCCCUGUGUGUCGGCAGGAGACGAAGCUUCCUGAGGUGGGUGUGCAGGGUCUGAAAACCAACUUUCAUUUGAUUGGUCUGGUUGAGGAAUUGGAACUGCAGGAAAAGUUGGUGUUUUCGGGUGACACAAAGCUGCUAUGUGAGACGUGUGAUGAUGGCAAUGAAGCAACACAUCGAUGUUUGGACUGUGCACAGAAUAUCUGCUCACGUUGUCAAAGUUCACACAAAAGAUUUGUAACUACAUCAAGCCACGUAAUAGCUACUUUGGAGGACGUACGUGAGGGAAAGGUGAAACUGAUGAAGGAAAAUCCAAGAAAACAUCCAAAAUGUCCAAUACAUGAAGGCGAAGUGACAAGGUUCUUCUGCAAGACGUGUGAAACACUGAUCUGCCGAGAUUGUACCGUCAUUGACCACUGUAAGCCAGAACACUCGUACAUUGACAGAAAUCUGGCCACAUCCACAUACAAGCAAUUGUUGGCUGAACUGGUACCUCCACUUGAAAACACAAUGACAGAACUCAAGAAAUCACGAGAGAGAGCUUCAAGAAUAAAAGCAGAUUUGGGUGUCACAGUUAAGAGGGCCAUGACAGAAGUGCAAGACAGAGCAGCUGAGAUACGAGCAGAGGUAACGGCUCAAGAAAACCGCAUCCUUGACGACAUCCAAAACAUCCAAACAGAUCGUGAGCAAAAACUGGCCGAAUGUGAGAAAACUAUGGGCUUGGCAGCGGAGAGAUUUCAGUAUUCACUAGACACAGCUAGAGAGGUGACAAAGACUGCAUCUGAUGGUGACUUUCUCUCACUCUAUCCCACAGUCAGCAAAGACUUGAAAUUGUUGGCAGAUCAGAGUAUGCCUGGAGUGGACAACAGGCUUGCAUUCCUGAAGUUCAAGCAGAGUGAGGGUGUUGGUGGCAUCAGUCUGGGUGAGGUGGUGACGGAAGGUAAAUGGGAGCUGUGUCGGGAGUUUGGUAGCAUGAGAAGAGGUCCAGGAGCGUUCAAUGUGGCUUGGGACAUUACUGCUCGUCAACCUGAUGAGAUUGCAGUGACUGACUACUAUAACAAACGAGUUGUGAUCUGCAGCAUCGAUGGCAACCAGAAGAGCACGAUCCCGAUGCAAGGAUGUCCACGCGGCAUCGCAGCUACACGCAGCGACAAUCGCUUGGUGGUUGUUGAGCAAAGCGCAUCCCAUGUGAAGGUGUUCAACAGUGACAACAAGCUGGCAUACAAGUUCCCAACGGUGCCAACGAGUGAGGUCGGUAAGACCACUGUUGACCUUCAGAGCGUAGCUGUCAAGAAUGAUGGUACCAUUGCAGUGGGAGAUGUGGCGAGGAUGGUAUUGACAGUGCACAGCCCCACUGAUGGUGAGCUCCUUCAUACCAUACCAGUCAAGAUUAAACCUUAUUUUCUGGCUUUUGACAGCAAUGAUCGAGCGAUAAUAAGUGACUAUGAAUCAAAGACAGUGGAUAUUACCGAUGGCAAUGGUACUACAAAACGCACCAUCAAACCCACCAUCAAUGGUCAACCAGUACAUCACUGCAGCGGUGUAUGCACUGAUAGCUCAGGUAUCUAUGUUGCAAUGCAUAAUGGUAGCAACACGGGUCAUAUCCACCACUAUGACCCUCAAGGUGGCUUCCUCCAGUGCAUCGCACAGGGUCUGUAUAACCCGCGGGGUAUCAAAUUCUCAUCACAUGGGCAGCUGGCAGUGGCUGACUGGUACUCGGUCAAAAUGUAUCACCAGGUGUGAUACAGCUUUCUAAUCAGUCAUGUCAAUUUCUCAUCAUUUGAGGCAUGUUGAUAGAAAAAAGUAAAGAGCGGUUCUAUCACAACAAUGAAUUAAAAGUUUAAGAAUAUUGAUACAUCACGUAUUAUACAAAAACGUGUACGGUAUUGGAUUACAUGGGGUGUAUCAUUUUGACUUUCUGAUCAAUCGGUCGAUUUUGUCCACAACUGUGGGCGGUUGAAGAUAUCUUGUCAUAAUUUCAUCAAGUAUAAUUAUAAUUCACCUUUUCAGUUCAUUCAAAAGAAAAAAAGAUAAGAUAAAAAAAGUUUACAUUGAAUCAAAUCCGGUGAUAAUUUUGAAAAAGCUUUAAGAAUCAAAUUGAAGAAGAAAAACCCUAAAAGCAAAUAAGGUUUUUAAUUCAUGUAUAUUAUUCAUCCUCAGCUCAAGUACUAUAAGGAUAAACAAAGUAAAACGUUAUUCCAAAGAAAACUUGAAAUACCACGAUUACAGUUUUGUUUCAAUAUCAAUUUCUCUCAUACGUUAGAUGUAUUUCGUUGUUCAACAAACAACAUACUGGUUCUGACAACUGAGGGUGUCAAUGUGAUAUGAAAACAAAUCGUAGCCCAUUGACAAAAUUAUGUUUGUGCACAAUAUACGCUCAUUGACCAACUGUGAGAGACUAAAUAAACAAUUAAACUCCAGAAAGACAUCAACAAAAAUGAAUUCGGCCCGAAAGCCUAGCAGGCCUACAUCGCAAUAGUUCUGGCAAACUUUUAUCUUACAACAGGUAGAUGAUACAAGCCUUUGCCAAGAAAUUGCGACACUUGUAGAGCUAAGGUUGAUCAUUCGGUUAAAAACAUAUUGUAAUUUAUAUUCAACCUGCCUGUAAAUACGCAGUUUAGAAAA